Molecule: messenger RNA, 4006 nt
Organism: Lytechinus variegatus (green sea urchin)
Lineage: Eukaryota; Metazoa; Echinodermata; Echinoidea; Temnopleuroida; Toxopneustidae
Product: piggyBac transposable element-derived protein 4-like
Exons: 2
Coding region: 857-1261 (134 amino acids)
Source: RefSeq, a predicted model, not a curated record
AUGAAGAGUUAAAUCUAUUUUGGAUAAGCAUUCUCUCUGGUAAUCUAUUUUAAGUUGUUGUUUCAUAAUAUUGUGCUUACCUUCCCAUUUCCACCUUUCUAUCAUACAGAAAAAGCAACCCACGAACCAGAAGGACCAGCCAGCCAGCCAACACACCCUGCCAACCAUUCAACCCCCACCUCAGCCAUAUUUCCAUCUUUAUCAAAAUGGUGUGAGCGAUGACUGUUUUUUUGUGAAUAUUUGUUUUUAUUCAGCUAGAAAGUGAACUCCAACUGAAAGUUUUCCUGGCAAGAGAAGAGUAAAUCAUUGAAAUCGCAGUAAAGUUAGGCCUUGAGUCAUCCUUCAAAAAUACCAGCGAUGAUCUUUGGAUUUAAGUAAUAAUCUUUGAUUCAAAAUCACUACAUAUUAUAAUACAAAUUUAUGCAAUUUUAUUAACACUUGCAAUAGAAUUCCUCAUUAUACACUCACAUUGUUUCUUCAUUAUAAUGUGAUAUUAGAUAAUUUUCAUGCUCAAUACUAUGUAUACAAUCUCAUUUUUUUCUUCUUGUUUUCUUUUUUUAUUUUAGAUUUUCUAAUGCUUAUCAUGUCAAAUAUAUUUUAUUUUGAUUUCUAGGUGCGAGGGUUCAUGGACAUGAUAGUGGAGAGAUGGCAGGAGAACUUCUACCCUGGUCGAGAAGUCAGCGUAGAUGAGACCAUCAUCGCUUUCAAGGGAAGGACGAGUAUGACACGGUUCAACCCAAACAAACCGCACAAGUGGGGGAUGAUUGCAUGGAGCCUAUGUGAUUCCAGGACCAGAUACGUCCAGCAAUGGAACAUCGCCACUGGGCAGUAGGGCCAAGAGGAUGAACGCGGAGCAAUGCACCAGAUUGUGAUGGAUGUGGCUUCAAACUACUUGAACUGCGGACACCACAUCUAUAUGGACAAUCUCUUCUCGUCACCAAGCCUCUACGAAGAACUAGUUGCCAACCAGACUGGUGCCUGUGGUACCCUGAGAGCGAACCGGAGAGGGGUCCCUGAUGCUAUCAAGGUCCACAAGCCGAAAAAGGGUGAUGAGCCACUCGUCCUGAAGGAGGGGGAGCUUGCCUUCAUCUCAUGGGCUGACAAGCGGCCGGUGAAACUCAUCACUUUAAUCCACAAUGGGUCAACUUUCGUGAAGGAGGUCCGUGCAAGGAAUGGACCAGACCAUCGAAGAAGGUACACCAAGCCCAAGGCCAUAAAACAUUACUCCAAGAACAUGGGAGGAGUGGAUCUCGCCGACUAACUCCUAUGGCAUUCCCUUAACAUCCAUUGCUCAUGCUAGUGGUGGAAAAAAAAUUUCUUCACACUCCUCGAGGUCUCAUUCUGUAAUGCGGUAAUCAUCCUGAGGGCCCUCAACGCAGGCAGGCCAGUUCAUCUCAAGAGAAGGAUUGAAGUUAACAAGGUGUGCCUAUCUAUCAUCACUGGCCUUCUUCGAGGCUACGAAAGACCCCAUGCCAUCCUAAUUCGCCCGAGGAUGGUGGAUGGCCAGCCCCUGCUACGCCUAGUCCAGAAGCACUUUCCCGCUACAAACCCAAAGAGGAAGCCUAACAACAAGCCAGUGUUCCGGGAUUGCAAAGUAUGUUCUGACAUUAUGAUUAUUUGUUGAUCAAGUAUAGAACAUCCUGCGUGACAUCACGGUUACAAAAUGCUUUCCCACAGCCUUGCUUCUUAAAACCGCGUCAAAGAACACAAACGGAAAUGUUUUAUUUUCCUGACGUUUCCACAGAAUCUUUUGUGGACGAAAGUGUGAUUCUUCAUGAAACCUUUAUACCAUCGUCCUCUACGAAUGAAUCAUCAGAGUAUGAUAGCAUGUCAGAGCCUAACAGUGGAGAGUCUGAUGCCUCAGUACGGGAUAUAUUUGCUGCAGCUCGAGCACUGAAGAAUGUUGUCAACGAAGUUCCAUCUGACAACUUACCAUGGCCACCCACUGCAGAACAUCUCACCCAAGAGGCAGCUGUAAAUGUUGUACCAAUCCCGUUGUAUAACUUUAUAUCUUGGAUUGUCGGUGCUCCAGAUGAACCCAAAACAUCUAGGCACUUCGAAGUACAAGACCCCAUUCUGAAGCAGCGAAUUCUUAACACCUCGCAAGAUAUAAUCUUUGCUUCAUCAGAAGGUAAGCAGCAAAAUCAAAUUUUCAAUAAAAGUGAACAAAGAUCCAUUUUGAAAAAGAUUUAUUGUUAAUUGCCAUCUCAGAAAAAAAGUUGCAAAAUUUUUUUGAGAGGGAAUUAUAACUUACAAACUAACGUAAUUAUCCCUAUUUCAGAAAUAGCCAUUGCUGAGGCAAGAACGUUGCAGUGUUUAACAGGAUCCACAUGAAGGAGGCUGAGCAUACCCAAAGUAUCGAUGCUGGCAAUACCAAUAGUGAACAGGACAAGCCUCCCAGUAAAGUGCCCAGGCUUUGUGCUAAAUAUCAGACUGAGAAAGAGGUCAAAGAACAACAUAAGGAGAGUCUCCAUACUCCCAAUGUAAACAGGUCAAAUAUCAUUUGACAUUUGAGCACAAGGGAUAUUUAUUUUUUAAAGCCAUGCCCUUGAAUAAUGUCUUGUUAUUUGGCAUCAGACAUACUACCAUCUCCAUAGUCCUAGGGCUGGAAGGAGCACUAGCCUUGGCAGCGGCGAAAGUGAGGCUCUUUGCUGGGCUGCUGGUCGUUGAUGUGGAGGGGAUCUGCAUAAGAGGUGAUCGUCAAACACCAAUCCCUUGCUUAUUGAGAUCGGGACUGGAUACAACUGUUGCAGUCUUUCGCUAACUGUCAAGCUUUCUUCUUUACUGAGACAGUGCCCUCUAUCAAUUGUAUGUCAUCAGCUUUUCUCUUUACUUCUUACCGAGUUGAGGGGAUUGGAGGCGCAUAGGAGUCCGACCAACUAAUUUAAUAGGUGUUCUCACAAAACCAUCAUCCCCAGGAGCACAAAUUCUGCUUCAAUCAAAGACCAUCUAAAGUUUUCUCUUCAUAUACAAAUUUGGCUUCCACGCUCUGCAUGGGAAAAAAUAUUAAAAUUACCUUUCCCACACCUUUUUUAUGUUCCCCUCCCUGGCUAUGGGACUCAUGUGUACACAGUAUUGCCAGAAAUAACAAAACAAAGUAUACAUUGGUGUAAAGUAUGAAAAAUAUUUUUUGCCUAAUUGCAUGGACAUACAUGUACGAGUCCCCAUAUACUAUUUCUUCUGCUUUUCAGCAAGCAAUUUUCUCAAAUAUCUGUUUUAUAGGGGAGGCAUAAAAUUAGUGCUGUGCUAUAGUGUACAAUUUAUGCAAAGGUAUGUAACUAUGUACAUGACUACAUGUACAGGUAGAUCUACAUGUACGAUGAAACUUUAUUCUACAUCUGCACAUCCAUCUCCUGUCUUGUUUUGCACAAUUUGAAAUGAUUUUGAAUAGCAUUCAAGUUUAUUAAGCAUACAAAAGUGAUUAAUAUGAGCGAAAUUACUAAAUUUUUAAAGAAUAAAUUGUAGAGUUUUUCUGCUUUGCCUGCAUGUUUUUGCGGCCUCAAUCAAGUAUAACUAUGCUCUACAAAGAGGACUGUACAUUAACACUCAGCGGACCAAGAAGAAAAUGAAGGAAAAGUCCCUUUCCUUGCAUCAUCCCUUUCUACUUUUAAGCUAAUUUUGUCUCGCCUGGAUAGCAGAGGGACCUAUACGCACCUUUUUUCCGAUGGCGACAACUAAAGCAACCCAAGCACAGAUAAAAUCAUCUUUGCUAAUGAAAAAAACUGCAUUAUUCUGCAAACUUCCAAUCAGGGCAAAAGUAAAAAUAUCUAUCUUUAAAAGAGGAGACAAAGAAAUGAAGAAUUUGUACAACAACAUUGUGGAUGAUUUAAUAGAAAAAAGAGAGAAAGCGGACAUCAAACUAAUGUAUUUCUCAUCCCUGACAGAUUUUACACAUCAUGUGAUCAUAUUUUAGCAUUGGUGGAAGAGAAAUGUUCAGUGGAGGACUACCGUAAGUGUAAGGCCUUGAUAGGGAAAUAUCACGCUGAAGCACCAAAUACGGCAAAGA